Messenger RNA from Misgurnus anguillicaudatus (oriental weatherfish), 2308 nucleotides. RefSeq names its product E3 SUMO-protein ligase ZBED1-like. NCBI's taxonomy places the organism in Eukaryota, Metazoa, Chordata, Actinopteri, Cypriniformes, Cobitidae. Gene Ontology annotation, molecular function: DNA binding; protein dimerization activity. The record is from RefSeq and is a predicted model, not a curated record.
CAGCUAGCGUGGACGUAAGCCCGAUUCCGAGUACUUCGAGGACCCACACCCAACCCACACUCCACCAGAUGACUGGUUUAAGGACCAGGGUAACUAAGUCCACGUCUGAAAAAAUAACCAACGGCCUGGCUCACUGGAUUGCACGCGACUGUAGACCACUUGGAGUGGUUGAAGAUAAAGGCCUGCAAAAUGUACUACAGAUUGCGUCGUCUGACACAACAUACGAGCUGCCAUGCAGAAAGACAGUGACAAAAAGAGUCCAGCAGCUUUAUGACACUGAAAAGGCAGAUAAAGAGAAUUUAUUGGAGAAAGCCGAGUGUGUUGCCCUGACUGGGGAUCAUUGGACCUCGGUAAGCAAUUCAAAUUACCUCGGUGUGACGGCACACUUUAUUGACGUCAAGUGGCGUCUUCACUCAUUUGCCUUAACUAUCCAGAAGACCACCGCUAGGCACUUUGCUGAAAACGUGGCAGAAGAUUUUGAGUCCGUGGCAGAGGCAUGGGAAAUCACACAAAAAGUCACCACAAUCGGAACAGACAGUGCCCGAACCAUGAUGGCUGCAAUGAGACAGCUCACAUUCCAACACAUGCCGUGUGUUGCUCACGUGUUGCAGAGGACCAUCACAGUUUGCCUUGCUGACAGCGGGUUCACAGCCACAUUGGCAAAAUGUCGUAAAAUAGUGGGGCAUUUUAAACACAGCCCCUCAAACACAGAGGAACUGCACAAGGAGCAAACACAACUAGAACAAGACAAAGAGCCACUGAUACAGGAUGUUUCCACAAGGUGGAAUUCAACACUGUUUAUGAUCUCUCGUCUGCUGCGGAAUCAAGAGGCUGUGAAGCUUACUCUAGCCAAACAAAAGCACAAGCUCACCAUGUUAACAACAGCAGAGUGGGACAGACUGCAGAGGCUCGAGACCCUCCUUAAACCAUGCAGAUAUGUGACUGAGCUCCUUGGGGGGGAGACUUAUGUCUCGUGCUCUGUUGUGUUACCUGCUCUCCGCCACCUGACCCACAUCAUGGAGGUCUCAGAUGAUGACCCAGCCUAUGUGGUGAGGUUCAAGGGUGACUUUAAAAAGGACCUGUCUCAACGCCAAGAUACCCUCAAUCUUGGAUGGCUCAGGGUGGCUACAGCACUCGACCCCCGCUUUAAGGACCUAAAGUGUCUACCAAGAGGAGAGCGAGAAGGGGUGUGGACCAGCAUUGAGGCACUGCUGCGAAUAGAACCAAACAGAGCCACUCCAGAACCCACAGAGGAGCCAGCAAGGAAGAGGAGCCUCCUACUGUUUAAUUCAGACUCUGAAUCAGAGGAUGAAGAGGCGCACAAAGUGGCUCUGGCCCGCUACAGGGCAGAGCCCACCAUCAGUGAGACAGACUGCCCACUGCAGUGGUGGUCCACUCAUGAGGGAGCCCAUCCACAGCUUUCUGCCCUGGCCCGCAAGUAUCUGGGCAGCCCUGCCACUUCUGUCCCUUGCGAGAGACUUUUCUCACAGGCAGGCAACAUUGUUCAAAAGAAAAGGGCAGCCUUGAGCUCUGAAAAUGUGAACAGGCUAGUGUGUCUCAGCAACUGGCUAAAAGAGAAGGAGAAGUAGUAGUCAUAGAUGUAUCCUGAGGCCAAUGGGGUUGUUGUUACUGAAAUGUUGAUUAAACAGUGGCCUAAGCAAAGGAAAGAUUUAUUUUUCAUCAGGAUAUUGGAAGAAUAGGGACUGAGGUCAAUCACUGGCACUUUUUUAUUUUAUUUUAAAUGGUACACUUUUUGUUGAACUAUGCAUUAUGUUGUUGGUGCAGCUGGCACUUUAUGUUGAACUCUUUAUUGUUUUGGCCAAGGUUAUUGAGAGUUGGACUGAAAUUAACUUUCUUUUUUAACCAGCUGUUGGUAAAUCAACAAAGUCUGUUAUGGCCUCUGAAGCAACAGAGAGAUGUUUUCUAAUAGUCAGGGUUUCUAAUGUUCUGACUGAAUUUACUUGAAAGUUUUGUGUUUUACUUAAAAAACAUAGUUUACAAAAGGUCUACCUACCUAUAGGCUGCCUGAAGUUUUGAAAUGUACUACAUUUCUUUCUAAAUGUGUUAUUGCUACACUUAAUGGCAAAAAUUGCACUAGUCUGUUGGACUUGGUUGAACAAAAAUAAACAAUAUUUUGUUGCUUAAGCUUAUGUAUUCAGUCAUUAUUCAAUGGUAUACAAAAACUCCAUGUGAAAAAAAUAACUUCUCACUGUUCUCAGGUCAAAUUUUAAUAUGCAAUUAAAAUGCGAUUAAUUUCGAUUAAUUAAUUACAAAGCCUCUAAUUAAUUAGAUUAAUUUUUUUAAUCGA